UGCGCUGACCUACUUCCGGUGUUAUGGUGAAUAGUCGUUCUGGACCACAAAAGACCAUCAUUCUUUCUUUCUUGGAACAGAUUCAGGUUUCAUCUUGGAAAGCAGUAAAGAUGUUGGAGCGGCUCCCAUUUCUUCUGGAAAAUGGCAGCAUUAAAUAGGAAUGGUUUACAGAUGAAGCUUUCCAGUAUCAGCAAUGAGACAGCUAUGGGAGACGAAGGGCAGUUGCUUAUGGACAGGAUUGAAGGGAGUGAAAAGGAACUGCCACCAACUGUAGGGGCAGAUACGGAAGUGGUGGCAGAAAAAGGGAGGCAAAAAGAACUGUUUUGUCAUUAUUGUAACAAAGUAUUCUACAAGCAGAAGAAUCUUAAAGUUCACUUGUGUAUUCACACAGGGGAGAAGAAGCUACAGUGCAACACGUGCGGCAAGUGUUUUAUUCAGAGUUGUCACCUGAAGAGACAUUUACGAAGUCACUCUGGUGAGAAGCCCUACUCUUGUGACAUAUGUGGAAACCAGUUUUCACAGAAUGGGCAUCUCAGAGUACAUCUUAAGUCUCACUUCGGCAACAAGAACUACAAGUGUGAAUACUGCCCAAUGGCCUUUGUGCAGAACAGUCACCUUAAGAGACACAUGCGGUCCCACAUGACCAUACGUCCGUACAAAUGUGACAUGUGUGACAAAACCUAUAAGUUUAGUGACCAUCUGUAUAUCCAUCUACGCCGACACACAGGGGAGACCCCUUAUCACUGUACAUUUUGUGACAAAGCCUUCCACACUAGCGCUAAUCUUAACGCCCAUGUCAAGAUCCACAAUAAGUAUGUCGACCGCAAGUUCAAAUGUCAGGUCUGUGUGAAAAAGUUUCACACAAACUAUGCUUUGAUGAAGCAUAUGGCCGUGCACACCUCAGAUACACCAUUUUCCUGCCGUCUUUGUCCCAAGAGCUUCAAGUACAAAGGAAACUUAAAGCAUCAUUUUGAUGUGCAUAGUAAUGACGAAGCUAUGAAAUUGCUCAAGUGUGUUAUUUGUGUGAAGCGUUGUUCAUCAUUCCAAAGUCUUAAGGAUCAUAUGUUGUCUCACUAUGAAGAAAACUGCAAGACACCCAAGUGUGAGAUAUGUAACAAAACGUUCCGGAUUAAAAGUAGCCUUCAGAUGCAUUAUUCCUUACACACUGGACAGAAACUAGCCUAUAGGUGUUUAGAGGUGCCUUGUCAGUUUGAAUCCAGAACAAUUGACGAAAUGAAAGAUCAUGGCACUUCUUUGCAUAGCGUUAAAGAGGACGAUGGAUCAGAAGAACACACGUUAACUGAUGAUCACAUGACUAGCUGUAAUGAAAUGGAAGACCAUGUUUCUGGCACGGGAAGGAAGUUCAAGUGCCCAAUGGGAUGUUCACACAGUUUUGACAAUAUCACUGAUCUUGUUAGUCACCUGAAAUGUCACAUAAAACUUGAAAAGAACCGGAAGUCAGUCGACCACCGUUCUGGACCUUCAUCUGUUGCCAGGGUUAACGAAUCUGGCACUAAAGGCACUGGGAUUGGAAUUUUUGGGAAUGCCAGCGAUAUCCAUUCAUUUCAAGUCAAAAACGGCAAGCAGGACAAACCAGUAUCGCCGUUAGAUCCAGUAAGUAUGUUGAUUGAAACAGCAGAACAAGUAUUACCCAAUUUUUAUCAUCAAUCAUGCACUGGUGGUCAAAUUCAAGAGGAAUCUAACGAGAAAAUGGCUGAAGGACUACUGCAGUUACAUCACAAACCUGUAGAAAAACGUCAAAUAUUGAUCGAGGAUCAUUCUAACUACCUGCAGAGAGCUGGUACAAGCCCCGAAGGAGGAUUUGUGGUGAGUGACAGACAGUUCUCUAACAGUCCUUCAGAAAAGGAAACCAUUUCAUUUUCUAUCAUAGUGCCUGAAAAGACUGUUCCAGAAAUGUCAAAACCGUCUAAACGUCCGGCUCUUCAGAACCCUAUCCUAGUUCGGACUCUUUCUGGUCCAUCAUCUGAAAGAAAUACUCAACCAGCUUCAACCAUGGCACAGCCGUUCAAAAGCUUAGGGUCUACUGUUGGAGAACAACAUAGCAACGUUACUAUCAGUUCAAUGGAAAUAAGCGGAAACAGCUGCCAGACACAGGAAGUAGGAGACAUUUGCGCAAAUAAUGUAGUAAGAGAAAGCAAUGCAUUGUGGAUAGAUAGUGCUGAAACCAAUCAUUCAUUCAUCAUAGAAGGAAAUGACAGCUGUCAGUCUUUGGUGAUCGGGGGCCAUGUGAUCAAAAUGCUUGACAAUUCCCGUGUAAAUGUUUCUACCAAAAGCGUACAGGAACAGGGUGAAAACAUUCAGGAAAUUGUGGUUGACGAGAGAACAAUGCAUGAACUUGUGAUUGGGACAUCAGAGGUGCCAUUUUCUGUUGGUGUUGAUGCUAGAUUUCACCAACCUGAGCAUGGCACCAACUACCAUCAACUGAGUGUUGACGAGGUGGAAGAGGUUAUCAUCCAGACAAAACCAAAAGAGGCCACCACUAAGCAUGUCUUUUAUAGCAGUCAGAGCGUACCAAGUGUGUUAGAAAGAACUCUGAACAAGGAAAUGGGUAAUUCAGAUUCUAGCAUGGAGUCCCGUGUAGGGACCAAAGAUGAAGAUAUAACAGUUGCAUCUAGUAUCCAGCAGAAGUUUGUGUCCAACACAAAUGUACAGGAAACCAACGAAGCCAAAUUACAAUACGUGCCUUACAGUAGCGAGAAUAAUGUCUUUAUCGAUAGUAUUGGAGACCACGGGUAUGUGUUGAGUCACGGAGAAAAUUCUGUUGUGAGUUGUGAAAAUACAAUAACUGAAGGACAGGAACGGGUUUUAGAAGAGAUCAGUGGAACUCCAGACAUUACAAAAUAUACUGGUUACCCAUCAAACUUGUCAAGAGACGCAGAGCUGGACAUUCUUGACGCACAGGACGUUGGUGUGUUGCGGUGUCCAUUCUGUAAUGAACAUUUUCAGGAUGAUAGUGUCUUAAAAGUUCAUUUACAAAGUCACAUGAACCCAGAGAAAAUUGUAGUCAACGUUGUUAUGUACAUGUGUCAUUUGUGUAAUGCCGAGUUUAACAGUAGGGAGAGUUUGAAGGCACAUUUACAAACACACGUGUAGGUGUUACCAAACUAGAGUUGCUGUAUACCGAACAUUUCAAUCUCAAAUACGCUCAUUUUUCAUGUCAACUAGGGUUGCUGUCAUCCUCGAUAUCCCCUCUAGGUAGGGUUACGCUCACUUUCGCGCUCUGCACCUCUGGAAUAUGUCUUGGCACAAUUGAAGGCUCAGUGUGUACCACAUUGUUGAUGAGACAAAGAAAACUAGUUCGAUCCUUUGAUGUACAUCAGAAGAAGCUUGCAGUUACGUAACGGUAACAAUGAUAGGCUUUGAAGUCGAGUGUCGCUCCUUUGUAAUAUUCAAAGGACAGGUAUCAGCGUAACAAUUCCAGGGGAGCAGGGAGCGCAAGUGAGCGAAACCCCUGGAUAUCGAGGAUGGGUUGCUGUAUUCCGAACAUUUCAAUCUCAAAUAGGCUUAUUUCUCGUCAUAAUAUCUUGUUUUAUUAAAAUAACAGUUUCUCUCUUUUGGUAUAAGGUUUGCCGUUUUAUAAACUAAACAGAGUACUGUAUACGUUGACAUUUUUCUGGAUCUUGUUAGAAAUAUAUAAUUUAUUUUUCCUCUCACUGACUAUGUAGCAAGUUUUCAGUUUUCAUGAGGGACCUUGAUACCUUACCCAGACUAACGGUUAGGACUGGGUUUGUAGAGAAAAGCCAGGCCGAACAAAGCUAAGGAUUUCAAUGGUACUUAUGAAAAAUAUCAACAGCAUGGCCUCGGAUAUGUUUCGAAGAGAAACCCAUUCAGUCUUUACAAUGUAUAAUGGCAAAUCUAAAACAUUAAUAAGAAAGCAGCGUAUUGACCCUGAACGUUUGAUUUAAAACGGACAUUAUCUGUCCAGGGUUACAUAGACCAUGGCCUUCAGACAUCUUUUGACAUUUGUUUAUGAAUCACUUCUGUUUCUCAUGCUAAGUUACUAUCGGGGAUACCCACUGAUGUAAAUGUUAUGUUUAUUACAUUCUUGAUCAGUUCCUUGGCAUUCAGUUCUCUGCUAGAUGUUUGCCUGCAUGCUAAAUACAAAUUGUGUACUAUUGUCGUAUUUAUGUUGAUAAAUACAUAUUAACAGUGUUAGUAGUUCUGUAGAAUUGCUUAAUUAUUUAUUCAAAAUAGCAAAGUAAACAAAAAUAAACCCAAAAAGUAAUGGAAGCAAAAAGACGAGGAGACCCUGUUCGGUAGCUCGAGCUCGCCCGGUUCUGCUGUCAAGACCCAUGUUAUGUUUCUAUUUUUGCCAUUAAUGCCCUUUUUUUCAAUUGAGAUGAUAAUUUUGGCACAAAAAGUUUCGUUAUUAAAAUAAGUUUUGCUUAGAACCUAUAUGAGCUGAUUGUUUAAGGCCAGUUUGAAAUGAUUCGCUCAGUGUCAUAAACCUAUACUGUACCUAAUUAUACGAGUACAUAUAUGUACCUGUUACUGACGGUUUUGAUUUGUGUAUUUGGAUAUUUUGCAGGAGAUAUAUUGGAUGUGUAAAGAAAUAAAGUUAGUAAAUAUUUCACACUUCCAUGCAUUUGUUUCUCACGUUCACUUACAGUGUUUAAACAUUUAUUUUUCAAACUUUUGGAGUGUUUAUGAUAUCUGUGACUAGGUGGAUUUUGGUCUUUGAAUAUGAAAUAAAGUUACUAUGCACCAC
Messenger RNA from Mizuhopecten yessoensis (Yesso scallop), 4729 nucleotides. RefSeq lists its product as uncharacterized. The coding region runs from base 142 to 3114 and encodes 990 amino acids. The transcript has 2 exons. Gene Ontology annotation, molecular function: DNA-binding transcription factor activity, RNA polymerase II-specific; RNA polymerase II transcription regulatory region sequence-specific DNA binding. Gene Ontology annotation, cellular component: nucleus. Gene Ontology annotation, biological process: regulation of transcription by RNA polymerase II. Lineage: Eukaryota; Metazoa; Mollusca; Bivalvia; Pectinida; Pectinidae. The record is from RefSeq and is a predicted model, not a curated record.